This is a messenger RNA of Aspergillus candidus, 654 nucleotides long. RefSeq lists its product as uncharacterized. The record is from RefSeq and is a predicted model, not a curated record. The transcript is spliced from 2 exons. NCBI's taxonomy places the organism in Eukaryota, Fungi, Ascomycota, Eurotiomycetes, Eurotiales, Aspergillaceae. Bases 255 to 449 code for a protein of 64 amino acids.
CAAGCAUGUCGCAGGCGCCGCCCUUCCUGCCCCAGCUCGUGUCAGAUGGCGACGUCGCCGGCCUGAUGAUGGACGGUGGCGGGUACGCCGUCCUAGACCAGCUGGUGCCGGAGUUUCUAGGCGCCUCUUCAUACCCCGGCCACAGCGCCGCCGGCGGCGGUGUGCUAGGGCCCAUCACUUGUGUCGGGGCCGAGGUCCCCGUCCCAGUGGGCCCAUAUCGAGCGGCCAGCUUUUAGCGCCAAACACAAUCUGGGAUGGCUGGCGGUAGACUAUUGCCUUUUACGGAAAAUAAGGAUCAUGUGGUGUUCAUUUGGGCUUGCAUCUUGUUUUGUUUUUUGACCCGCAUAUACGAACGAACUAAAACCCCGCUCCUGAACUUACCCCAAUCGAGAUCUCACCCGACGCGGCAGGUAGUCAAAGUCUGUUUAUCCGACCGACUGACUGACUGACUUGCAUCUCUGUCGAUUAUUCCCCCCCCACCUUUUGCACUCACUUCCUCAUUGCUGCUAUUUAUUCUCACACUUGAUGGACGGUUUCAUGAUUUUAUCUGGUUGUUUGUGUUUGAUUUCCCCCACUUUUAAUAUAGUAUAGACACAUAUCUGCUUGAUAGGAGGUUUCCCAAUACCCAUACCCAUACCCUUUACCCGUUGUUUU